Messenger RNA from Cebus imitator (Panamanian white-faced capuchin), 1255 nucleotides. It is a transcript of the gene INO80B, whose product is annotated as INO80 complex subunit B. The transcript has 5 exons. Gene Ontology annotation, cellular component: Ino80 complex. Bases 47 to 1165 code for a protein of 372 amino acids. Gene Ontology annotation, biological process: chromatin remodeling. Lineage: Eukaryota; Metazoa; Chordata; Mammalia; Primates; Cebidae. The record is from RefSeq and is a predicted model, not a curated record.
ACUGGUUAUUUUGCUGGCUCCAGUUUUUCCGCGGGGCGGAAAAGGCAUGUCUGUGUGUGUCCCAACCAUUUCUAGUCUUUCCUUGCAAGAACUCAUGAGUAAGCUGUGGCGGCGUGGGAGUACCUCUGGGGCUAUGGAGGCCCCUGAGCCGGGAGCAACCCUGGAGUUGAGCCUGGCGGGUGCCCAUGGCCAUGGAGUGCACAAGAAAAAACACAAGAAGCACAAGAAGAAACACAAGAAGAAACACCAUCAGGAAGAAGAGGCCGGGCCCACGCAGCCGUCUCCUGCCAAGCCCCAGCUCAAACUCAAAAUCAAGCUUGGGGGACAAGUCCUGGGGACCAAGAGUGUUCCUACCUUCACUGUGAUCCCAGAGGGGCCUCGCUCACCCUCUCCCCUUAUGGUUGUGGAUAAUGAAGAGGAACCUAUGGAAGGAGUCCCCCUUGAGCAAUACCGUGCCUGGCUGGAUGAAGACAGUAAUCUGUCUCCCUCUCCACUUCGGGACCUAUCAGGAGGGUUAGGGGGUCAGGAGGAAGAGGAGGAGCAGAGGUGGCUGGAUGCCUUGGAGAAGGGGGAGCUGGAUGACAAUGGAGACCUCAAGAAGGAGAUCAAUGAGCGGCUGCUUACUGCUCGACAGCGAGCUCUGCUUCAGAAGGCACGGAGUCAACCUUCCUCGAUGCUGCCGCUGCCGGUGGCCGAGGGCUGUCCGGCCCCCGCCCUCACAGAGGAGAUGCUGCUGAAGCGCGAGGAGCGGGCGCGGAAGCGGCGGCUCCAGGCGGCGCGGCGGGCAGAGGAGCAUAAGAACCAGACUAUCGAGCGCCUCACCAAGACUGCGGCGCCCAGCGGGCGGGGAGGCCGGGGGGCCGCACGGGGCGAGCGGCGGGGAGGGCGGGCCGCGGCUCCAGCCCCCAUGGUGCGCUACUGCAGCGGAGCACAGGGUUCCACCCUUUCCUUCCCACCUGGCGUCCCCGCACCCACGGCGGUGUCUCCGCGGCCAUCCCCCUCAGGCCCUCCUCCGCGCUGCUCUGUCCCCGGCUGUCCCCAUCCGCGCCGCUACGCUUGCUCCCGCACGGGCCAGGCACUCUGCAGUCUUCAGUGCUAUCGCAUCAACCUGCAGAUGCGGCUGGGGGGGCCCGAGGGCCCUGGAUCCCCGCUUUUGGCUACGUAAGGAGGCCCUUACCUAACCCGGACUCUGCGCCCUUUCCCAUGCCCGCUCUUCGAGUGUCUUCCCCACCCUAUUAAAUUUCAUCCGGUGCUU